Lacerta agilis (Sand lizard) is the source of this 707-nucleotide messenger RNA. RefSeq names its product ephrin A2 (gene EFNA2). The record is from RefSeq and is a predicted model, not a curated record. Gene Ontology annotation, molecular function: ephrin receptor binding. Gene Ontology annotation, cellular component: plasma membrane. Bases 2 to 610 code for a protein of 202 amino acids. NCBI's taxonomy places the organism in Eukaryota, Metazoa, Chordata, Lepidosauria, Squamata, Lacertidae. The transcript has 4 exons. Gene Ontology annotation, biological process: axon guidance; osteoclast differentiation; ephrin receptor signaling pathway.
GAUGCUGAAUUUGGAAGUAGCUGCGCUGCUAGUGACCCUGGUUGGGGUUUGCGUUUGGACGGACGACAGCAGCAAAAUUAUCUCGGAUCGCUAUGCGGUGUACUGGAACAAAAGCAACCCCAGGUUCCACCAGGGCGACUACACAGUGGAGGUGAGCAUCAACGACUACCUGGACAUCUAUUGCCCGCACUACGAGCUCCCGUUCCCCAUGGACCACAUGGAGAGAUACAUCCUGUACAUGGUCAACUACGAGGGCCACGACUCCUGCGACCACCGCCAGAAUGGCUUCAAGCGCUGGGAGUGCAACCGGCCCGACUCCCCCAACGGGCCGCUGAAGUUCUCCGAGAAGUUCCAGCUCUUCACCCCGUUUUCGCUGGGCUUUGAAUUCCGACCGGGGCAUGAGUAUUACUACAUAUCGGCGACGCCACCGAACCUGGUUGACAAACCCUGCUUAAAGCUGAAGGUUUACGUGCGGCCGACAAACGAUUCUCUCUACGAGUCCCCGGAGCCGAUAUUCACCAGCAAUAACUCCUGCCACAGCUUCCGGGUCCCGGAGACUUUCUUCGUGGUGGUGGUGAUCCCGGUUUUCUGGACUAUCCUGACUUCCUAGCCCUGCUAGGUGAGGACAGAAGAGGAAGAAAACUGGAGCUCUUUUCAGCAGCCGCUGGGGGGGGAAAAACGAGGGGGGAGGAUUGAAAGAAAGAGAG